AUGCCAAACGCAUCACCAAAAGAAGACACAUGGGCUUUCCAGAAGAUUGGAACAGCUUUCCCGCCAAAUCCAGUCAAGGUCCUUUUACUAAAUGUGAACGAAAUACUAUCGAACACCCAGCAAGCCUUAUGGUACAAGCAUGGAAAGCCGAUUCAUGGAAGGUCAUGGAACAAUGGAGGAGUAGUCGAGUGUUCAUUUCCUUACAAAAAUGCUGAACUGAGAACAGCACAACAACUCGAAGGAAAUAUUCAGGUGCUCCAAUAUUCAGGAGACCACAACACACAAGGAUUUUGGUACGAAUGGAUACUGUAUAAAGAUCGUUUCGAAAAAACUGAAGCUCGGCAACUUCUCAAGUGUGGGGACUCAUUCCCAAUUUUGUGGAAAGACCGCAAAGAGGGCACGUUACUUGGUUAUGUAGAUAACAAGACUGAAAUUGCCUUGUUCUCAUGUGACGGCAAAGUGUAUGAAAGAAAAGGAGGUGAACUCAGCAACAUGUAUAUCAUUAUGAGAAACACUGUUGGAGGGCCUCCUCACUGUGAAUGUUCUACGUGCCGUGUAGCUCCUCCGCCACCUGGGCCACCACCACCAAGAGUGAUGAUUGACGAAUGGAUGGACAUUCGUGCAGGAGAUCCAUGGCCAACCCGAGCACUUGUCAAGGCUCUGGACAAGACCCUCGACAACACCAUUGCAGGAGAAAAUCCAGACCAAUACGUUGCCCUGUGGUACCAAGCGGGAGAACCUGUCAUGGGUCGAGUCUGGAACGAAGGUGGCAAGGUAGCGGCCAACUUUUGCUGGAAUAAGAAUGAAUACAAAGGAAAUGUUGGUUCGAUACAAGUCCUCGUACAGCUCUCUGACCAUGUUCGAGGCUUCGACUACAGUUGGAUUCCAUUCCCACAAGCAGCAUCUUUUGAUAAAGACAAGGAGUGGAUCCCGGUGCAUGUCAACAACACAAAAGGCGACAUAUCGUCUGGUGUCAUUACGUUCGACGGGAAGCAGAUAUUGGGGAAGGUCGAUGUGAGGAACGAGAAGUCCUCUGCUGGAUUCGAAGGCAAGGAGAACGUGCUCGUCGGACCGGCCUGUGCAAGCAAUACCAUGUGCCUGGGUCAACAAAAUAUGUAUGUCGCGCUGUGGUAUAAACAUGGAAAACCGAUCCAUGGUAGAUCGUGGAACAACGGAGGAGUUGUCGAGUGCUCAUUUCCUUACAAAAAUGCCGAACUUAGGACCGCCCAGCAAUUAGAGGGAAAUAUUCAGGUUCUCCAGUACACUGGUGAUCACAACACACAAGGCUUCUGGUACGAAUGGGUACUGUACAAAGAUCGUUUCGAAAAAAGUGAAGCUCGUCAACUUCUCAGGUGUGGAGACUCAUUCCCGAUUUUAUGGAAAGAUCGUCCAGAGGGUGCUCUACUCGGCUACGUCGAUAACAAAACUGAAAUCGCAUUGUUCUCAUGCGAUGGAAAGGUGUACGAGAAAAAAGGAGGAGAACUUUCUGACAUGUACAUCGUUAUGAGAAACACUGUCGGUGGCCCACCAUUCUGUGAAUGCAGCAAUUGCCCAAAGGCAGCACCACCACCGCCAGCUCCCGCACCAGGACCCCCUCCUCCAAGAGUGAUGAUCGACGAAUGGAUGGACAUUCGUGCAGGAGAUCCAUGGCCAACUCGAGCACUUGUCAAGGCUCUGGACAAGACCCUCGACAACACCAUUGCAGGAGAAAAUCCAGACCAAUACGUUGCCCUGUGGUACCAAGCGGGAGAACCUGUCAUGGGUCGAGUCUGGAACGAAGGUGGCAAGGUAGCGGCCAACUUUUGCUGGAAUAAGAAUGAGUACAAAGGAAAUGUUGGUUCGAUACAAGUUCUCGUACAGCUCUCUGACCAUGUUCGAGGCUUCGACUACAGUUGGAUUCCAUUCCCACAAGCAGCAUCGUUUGAUAAAGACAAGGAGUGGAUCCCGGUGCAUGUUAACAACACGAAGGGCGACAUAUCGUGUGGUGUCAUUACGUUCGAUGGGAAGCAGAUAUUGGGAAAGGUCGAUGUGAGAAACGAGAGGUCUUCUGCUGGAUUCGGAGGCAAGGAGAACGUGCUCGUCGGACCUGCUUGUGCAAGCAACACCGUGGUGCUAUGCCGUAAAGCAAGACCCGGAUACAAAUUUGACUAA
Angiostrongylus costaricensis is the source of this 2151-nucleotide messenger RNA. The record is from the annotation of a GenBank genome assembly. Lineage: Eukaryota; Metazoa; Nematoda; Chromadorea; Rhabditida; Metastrongylidae.